Haliaeetus leucocephalus (bald eagle) is the source of this 1811-nucleotide messenger RNA. It is a transcript of the gene WSCD1, whose product is annotated as WSC domain containing 1. The record is from RefSeq and is a predicted model, not a curated record. Gene Ontology annotation, molecular function: sulfotransferase activity. NCBI's taxonomy places the organism in Eukaryota, Metazoa, Chordata, Aves, Accipitriformes, Accipitridae. The transcript is spliced from 8 exons. The coding region runs from base 1 to 1734 and encodes 577 amino acids.
AUGGCCAAAGCUUUCUUCAGGCUACAGAAGAUUCUCCGUCGGACCCAGUUUCUGCUCUUCUUCCUCACAGCAGCUUACCUGAUGGCUGGCAGCCUCCUGCUGCUACAGCGGACCCGCUUGGUUAUCCAGCAAGGUUCACGUGGGACCUCUGCUAAUCAGGCCCUGCCAAUGCCGGACGGGAUGGCUGGGAUUGGGAUCGUAGACCCCAGGACGCUGCAAAACUCCCGCCCCAGUCCCAGGCUGCUGGUGGGCAUGGAUGCGCUGCAGGAGCCGGCCCUGGACCAGCAGCACAGCCCGCGGUGGCUCGUGUCCCGCAACUCGGAGCUCAGGCAGUUGAGAAGAAGGUGGUUUCACAGGUUCAUCAGUGAUCAGGAGCCCAUGCAAACAGCAGGAUUUAAAGGGAUGAAGCACACUGCUGAGCACAAAGGCACCUACAUGGGAUGCUUCAGUGAUGAUUCAAGGGAAAGGACACUGAAGGGAGCUGUGUUUUAUGACUUAAGAAAAAUGACAGUAUCUCACUGUCAGGAAGCUUGUGCUGAGAGGGCUUACACCUAUGCGGGCCUGGCGUACGGAGCAGAGUGCUACUGCGGGAACAAGCUGCCAGCCACCGCCUCGAAGCCCGAGGAGUGCAACAGCGAGUGCAAGGGGGAGAAGGGCUCCGUCUGCGGAGGGGUGAACCGGCUCUCUGUCUACAGGGUGGAGGAGCUGCGGGCAGGAGCGAGAAGACGGAGGAAUGUUAUCUAUCGAGGAUGUUUUAGAGCUCCAGAAAAUUUAACAGACACCUUUCCAGCCUCUUUGAUACAGCCCAAUUUGACGGUGGAGAUGUGCUCUGAAUUUUGCUCCAAGAAAGAGUUUCCCUUGGCAGUCGUCCGAGGGCGGGAGUGCUACUGCGGCUACCCCACUGGGCGCUUCUCGCUGCGCGACGGCGCAGAUAGGCUGCUCUGCAGCGGGAUGCACAACACCAGCAGUGCUGCCGAGGGAAAAUACUGCCUGGUCUAUCAGACACCGGUGCAAGACACCCGCUGUACGGACAGGAAAUUCUUAACCACCAAAUCCAAAGUGUUCGUUGCUCUGUCAAGCUUUCCUGGGGCUGGGAAUACGUGGGCUCGCCAUUUGAUAGAGCAUGCCACAGGAUACUACACAGGAAGCUAUUACUUCGAUGGAGCCCUCUACAACAAAGGUUUUAAAGGAGAAAAAGACCACUGGAGAAGUAGAAGGACCAUCUGUGUGAAAACACAUGAAAGUGGCAAGACAGAGAUUGAAAUGUUCGACUCGGCAAUCCUGUUGAUAAGGAACCCAUACAAAUCACUGAUGGCGGAGUUCAACAGGAAAUACGCCGGGCACCUGGGGUACGCCACCGACCGCAACUGGAAGAGCAAAGAGUGGCCAGACUUUGUGAACAGCUAUGCCUCCUGGUGGGCCUCCCAUGUCCUGGACUGGCUGAAGUACGGGAAGCGCCUGCUCGUUGUCCACUAUGAGGACCUGAAGCAGAGCCUCAUCCCCAAGCUGAAGGAAAUGGUGGAGUUUCUGAAUAUGACCGUGACAGAGGACCGACUGCUCUGUGUCGAGAACAACAGGGAUGGGAAUUUCAAGCGGUCUGGUGCUAAGCAAAAGGAUUUUGAGCCAUUCACCCAGGAAAUGAAAGAUCUUAUCAACAGAUACAUCUUGACAGUGGAUGAAGCCCUGAGGGGGAGAAACUUCACAGGGCUGCCCAGAGAGUAUGUGCCAAGAUGAUAGCCUGGUAGCACUCUGCUGUGUUUAAAAAUAAAAGUAUUUUUUUCUUAAAAAAAAAAAAAGCAACCAAAAAAAAA